AACAUUGGAGCGUUGGAAAUGGCUAUAGAAUGACCGGAGUCUGUAUAUUCCAGAUUAAGCCAGUUCUUAACUCCUAUAAAAUCAUGGUGGAAUUUGACAAAGAAACUUACCACAUGACGGAGUGGACAAUGGAUAUUGAAGAUCAACAGUCAAAUGGGCUAUGGUAUUACUUAAAAAGUAGAUGGCCUGAGAGGCAAAAUGAAAUUAGAUUGAGGUUUCACGUUGACUUUUAUUCUCUUCCUAUGCCAACUGGAACGUGUAAAAUUGAUAGAAAUGGUCAAACUCCGACACCCAAACCUUCAACUGCAAUGCCAACACCAACUUCCAAAGCACCCACUCAGCAACCUUCGACCGCAGCGCCCACACAAAAACCUUCAACUGUUGUACCAACACAAAAAUCUUCAACUGCAGCGUCAACACAGCAACCUUCAUCAGCAGCGCCGACACAAAAACCUUCAACUGCAGCACCAACACAACAACCCUCAACCGCAGCGCCAACACAGAAACCUUCAACCGCUGCACCAACACAGCAACCUUCUACUACUCAAGCACCUACAGGUGGGUAA
Saccostrea echinata is the source of this 566-nucleotide messenger RNA. RefSeq lists its product as uncharacterized. The record is from RefSeq and is a predicted model, not a curated record. Bases 30 to 566 code for a protein of 178 amino acids. The transcript is spliced from 2 exons. NCBI's taxonomy places the organism in Eukaryota, Metazoa, Mollusca, Bivalvia, Ostreida, Ostreidae.